AUGCGUACGUUUCUAGCCCUUGCGCUUCUUCUUCUCUCAGCCGCAUGUUCGCAUGCUAAGGUCUCUCGUGGCCUCGUCGGCGCGGCAUUGACGAGGUUCGAGCAAUGUGGGCUGAAGAUCUCGCAGAUGCGGGUGUACGAGAAAGUUCCCGACGACAUCAUCCGAGAGCACUACAAGGAGCAUGCAGCGCGGAGUUUCUACCCUGAGCUUGUCGAGUCGAUGACGUCGGGAACGGUCGUGGCGGUCGAGGUGGCGGCGACUUUCUCCUCCUCUUCCUCCGCUGACGCGCAGCAGCUGCGAGGGUCCAACGCUGUUGCACGGGUUAGGAAGAUGCUGGGGUCAACCGAUCCAUCAGCAGCAGAGAUGGGCACGUUCAGAGCCGACUAUGGUCUCGACAAGACGCGCAACUUCAUGCAUGCGAGUGACUCGACAGAGUCGUCUGCUCGUGAAGUGAACCUCUGGAUUAGAGGAGGUUAG
Molecule: messenger RNA, 477 nt
Organism: Guillardia theta CCMP2712
Lineage: Eukaryota; Cryptophyceae; Pyrenomonadales; Geminigeraceae
Exons: 5
Coding region: 1-477 (158 amino acids)
Biological process (GO): GTP biosynthetic process; UTP biosynthetic process; CTP biosynthetic process
Molecular function (GO): nucleoside diphosphate kinase activity
Source: RefSeq, a predicted model, not a curated record